CGGAAUCCUUCUCCGGCGGCCAGGGAAACGCCUGGAUCAUGGGCGUCGAGGAGCGGGAAGCACAGAGGCGGCGGGGCUGAGCCCCGCUGAGACCUCUGGGCCGGCCAUGGGCGACCGCGAGCGCAACAAGAAGCGGCUGCUGGAGCUGCUGCAGGCUGCGGGCACCGGCAACGGGCACUGCGCCGACUGCGGGGCAGCGGAUCCUGAUUGGGCCUCUUACAAGCUGGGGAUUUUCAUCUGUCUCCACUGCUCUGGCGUCCACCGCAACUUCCCAGACAUCAGCAAAGUUAAAUCCGUGAGACUGGACUUCUGGGACGACAGUAUGGUGGAGUUCAUGACUCACAAUGGGAACCUCAGUGUGAAAGCCAAGUUUGAAGCUAGAGUCCCAGCUUUCUACUAUGUCCCUCAGGCCAACGACUGCCUGGUCUUAAAGGAACAAUGGAUUCGAGCUAAGUAUGAAAGACAGGAGUUUAUGGCUGAUGAGAAGGCUGUCUCACUCCCAGGUAACCGAGAAGGGUUCCUGUGGAAGCGAGGACGGGACAAUGCACAGUUCCUGAGAAGAAGGUUUGUCCUUCUGUCGAGGGAAGGCCUCCUGAAGUACUACACCAAGGAGGAGGGUAAAGCCCCAAAGGCUGUCAUCAACAUCAAGGACUUAAAUGCCACCUUCCAGACAGAGAAGAUUGGACAUCCCCACGGGCUGCAGAUAACCUACAGGAAAGAGGGCCACACUAGGAACCUGUUUGUAUAUCACGACAGUGGAAAGGAGAUAGUGGAUUGGUUCAAUGCUCUCCGUGCUGCCCGCCUGCAAUACCUAAAAUUGGCCUUUCCUGAUCUCCCAGAGUCUGAGCUCGUGCCUCUCAUCACCAGGAACUACCUCAAACAAGGCUUCAUGGAGAAGACUGGUCCAAAGCAUAGAGAACCCUUCAAGAAAAGAUGGUUUGCCUUGGAUUCCCAGGAGCGGAGGCUGCUGUAUUAUAAGAACCCUCUGGAUGCUUUUGAGCAGGGCCAGGUUUUUCUGGGAAGCAAUGAGCAGGGAUAUGAGGUAUGGGAAGACCUGCCCAAGGGCAUCCGGGGGAACCGCUGGAAGGCUGGACUUACCGUCAUCACUCCAGAGCGGAAAUUCAUCUUCACCUGCCCCACUGAAAAGGAACAGCGAGAAUGGCUGGAGAGUCUGCGGGGUGUCCUGUCCAGUCCCUUGUCACCCCUCCACCUUCUCAGUGAGAAGCGGGGGAUGGGUGGGGGUUCUUUUGGGUGAGGGCAGAAAAGGGCUCCUUCACUGUGGUCCCAAGGGGCCUGACUCAGCUUUUUUGAGUUUCUCUCACUUCCUGCCACAGAAAAGCACACGCUGCACAUUUUUUUGCCAGAAAGUUCCUUCUCCACCAAGUUCCUCUAUGCAGCCAUCCUCAUGAACUUCAGGAGGAUUCUGGCCCUGGCAGAACUGGAGAGGCUGGCUGUACCCUCUGGGCCGAUUCUCCCAUACACACUCAUGUCCUUUUUCUCAUAAGAAAACACUGGCCUGGGAUCCUUAGUAGAGGUCACCCCGCUGGGAACCCAUUGGAAUUCUGGAUUCCUCUCCACCCAAAGGGAAGGCUAUUUUUAGUGUUCUCUUUUUCCUUGGCCCUCUCUUGUUUGUCUGUCUCCCUCCCCUGUUCCUCCUCUUCACCCCAGAUAUGUCACAAGAAGACUGUUCCCAUCUGUUGACAACCCUAUGAAAAGCUGAGUUAAGGAGAAAGCCCCUGGCCCAGGGCAGAGCUUCUAGGGCUUAAAGGAAAAGCUCUGUAUCUGGAAGAGUACAAACCAAACAGGUGACCCAGACAGCCCUGCGGGGGAGCCCUUGUGGCUCCCUCGAUUCACCAGUAUGAAUACAACUCUCUCAGCCUGGUGGUGUAGCUAGUCCAGGCCUUUAAUCUCAGUGUUGGGGCCAGAGGCAGGUAGAACUCUGUGUUCAAAACCAGCCUGGUCUACAUAGUUCCAGGAUAGCUGGAGCUACAUAACAAGACUGUUUCCAAAACCCAAACAAAACAAACAAAAAACCUAACCCACAACUGCCUUCACUAUCCAGUUCUCAAACCCAAGGACACAGAAGGCAGUUGACUGAGAGCCUCAGCAGCUACUCGCUGCCCUCUGUGGGCCUGAAUCCCUGAGUCUCUGCCCCUGCUUUCCUCUCUGUCUUUACCAACUUGUCUGUCUCUUGUCUAUCUCCUUUGGUCUUUUUUUUUUUUCUGUUUUAUUCUCAUUUAAAGAUUCUUUUUCCUCUGUAUUGUCCUGGCUCCCUCUCUCAGGCCACACUUGUCCCCUCCAUAUUCUGUUCUCCCAGCAGAACAGCACCAGCAUGGCUGCCUUCCCCAGCCCCCAUGUUUCCCUUGCAGCCACAUCAGCAGAGACUGGCUGUGGUCUGCGGUGACCCAUUUCGGAGGAUCUGGCUGGCUACUGAGCACCUGAAGUCCUGGAGAAGUGUUCACCUCAGCUCUGGUUGUCCAGAAGGAAGUCCUGAGGCCAGCAGCUGCCCUGUCAGUGAACUCUGUCAAGACUCAGGGUGUGGUUGAUCCUCCGGCUCCCUGGGCUCCUUCCAGCAAACACUUCCCAGUCACGAGGAGCUGGUACAGAGAAUUCAGCUCUCCAAGCUUAGAAGUCCUAAAGGUUUGGUUCUUCAUAACUGUACUGAGAGCUGGCCUUGGUGAUGCAUGCCUGUCGAGAGGCAGGAUUGCCAUGAGCCCAGUGACAACCUGGACUAUACGAGGAGUUCAAGUCCAGCCUGAGUUACAUAUCAAGACCUUGUCUUAAAAGCAAGCAAACAGACAAACAGACAAACAAACAAACCAAAACCCAAAACAGAUAAAACAGCAGAGACUGACAUAUCCGGAACAGUCACAGCCAGGGCUGGUUACACUGAGAAACACUGUCUAGAAAAACUAAAAACAAAAAAACAGAAACAAAAGCAAGCAAGCAAGCAAACAAUGAUAGAAACUACAGAUAGGGGUAGAUGUUGCAAUAAAAAAGGUGUGCACAACAUCCAGAUCGUGCAAAUGGAAAACAUUUAAAGUUAAUCUAAACCUAACUAUGAAGAAAUACUCAGAUGUUCAUUUAUUACUUACAUGUGGCUAUACAACCAGCCUGGACUCUUCAAAUGACACGGUUAUAAAAGGUGAAAUUGGU
This is a messenger RNA of Grammomys surdaster, 3156 nucleotides long. RefSeq names its product ArfGAP with dual PH domains 2 (gene Adap2). The record is from RefSeq and is a predicted model, not a curated record. Gene Ontology annotation, cellular component: plasma membrane; intracellular membrane-bounded organelle. Bases 107 to 1255 code for a protein of 382 amino acids. Gene Ontology annotation, biological process: positive regulation of GTPase activity. Gene Ontology annotation, molecular function: phosphatidylinositol bisphosphate binding; GTPase activator activity. Lineage: Eukaryota; Metazoa; Chordata; Mammalia; Rodentia; Muridae. The transcript has 10 exons.